UUGGCCCUGCCAGCUCCUCCUGGGGCCGCAGGUUUUUGGUCUGUCGCCGGAAGUAAUCGAGCAGUUGUUGAAAGGCUGGGCGAUCUAGGAUCGCGCUCUCCCGAGCCACAGUGUUUUGGGGGCUUGCUCUGGGUCACUUUUUUAGAGGAGGGAGAGAAGUCUUUAACCCUUUUUACUGACAAUCCUGACUGCUCUUCAGAAGCGUGGUACUGCUGCUGAUUUCAGCUUUUGCUGUGAAGAAAAAUCACCAUGUCUUCCUCCAGACUGGGGCUUCGUUUGGCUGCCUGUUUACUAAACAUUUCAGAAGCCAGAAGAAAAAACAUUGUUGAGAACAUAGCAAAAGCAGCUCUUCUUGAAAAAAAUGGACAGAAACACCCUGAAGUAUCCGUGCUCAAUAUAUUUUCUGAUCGAGACUACAACAGAUCGGUCAUUACAAUAGCAGCUUCUGUUGAUGACUUAGGCAAUUCUGUUCUGGCUGCCUGCUUGGAGGCCUUCCAGUCCAUCAAUAUGGAGCUUCAAGAGGGGGUCCACCCUUGUCUGGGAGCGGUGGACCUGAUUCCAAUCUACCCUUUGUCUGGUGUCAGUGUGGAAGAGUGUGGAGCCGUGGCCAGAAGCCUUGCUGAGAGUCUGCUGCUGCGCGCGCCCGGCUGCAGCCUGUUUCUCUUUGGGGAGGCCGACCUGCCUGAGAAGCGCACUCUCGUCCAGAGAAGGAAGCAGUUGGGCUGGUUCACGAGGAGGGAUUUCAGCGCUCUGGAACCCGACCUGGGAGCUGCGCCUGCCAGGAGAUGUGGUUUAACAGGCAUUGGCGCUAGCCCGUAUGUGAUGAACUGCAAUGUUACCAUAGACUCUCAAGACUUGGCUGUGGGAAAAGAGAUUGCUGCUGCCAUUCGGGGCUCAAGUGUGAAUGGAUUGAAGGGCAUCCAAGCGAUGGCUUUUCCUCAUGAAGGGAAAAUUGAGAUAGCUUGCAACGUAGAGAGUUUUGAAGAUCAAGAAGCUACAGAAACCUCAGAAGAAUCUCAAUACAUGGCCUUCAGUGUCCUUGGGGACCAUUUUUCUUAUGUAUCUCCUCAUUACAUAGAAGCUCAGGUUAAAAAGUUGGCGAGUGAUCGGGGAAUUGGUACCAUAGGGAGAGCAUUAAUUGGAUUUACACCCCAAGAAUGCAAGAACUGUGCCGAAUAUGCUAUAAAGGAAAGUAUUGGAGAAUUCUGGAGGAUACGAGGAGGUGUUUUCAUGUGAUCCAAUCUAAGAUUUUGUUGAAAUUUUAAGGAAAACGAUCAAUCAUUACAAAGUUUUCUUUUGACCAGUGAAGAUGAGGGGAAGAUACAAAGAGCUUGGUUGUAGCUGUGUUUUGGAAAAUUAGGAGCAUUCUCUAUUCAGCAACAACAAGUGUUUAUAGAUUGUCCGUAAUUGCCCUAUGAUAUUUCUAGUCGUCAUUAAAACUUCUCGAGAACCUACUCUGCAUCAAAUUUCUGCUCUUGUGUGUGUUAGCAGCGCUGCUGAGUCAUCUGGGUAAAAUGGCCCUCGUUGCUGAAUCACCUUUUUUCUUUUCAAAGGUUCAGAACGGCUCUUUAUUCAGUCCCUCCUUCCUCAUCCUCAAGAGAAGAGACUAUUAACCUUUUUUUUUUUGAAUCACCUUUAAUUAUUGUGUACAAAACUAAAAAUGGACUCAAUUUAUUUGGUUCUUCUGAACUCUUUAUUUCCAAGUUCUGUAGUCAACUCUCAUAUUCUGAGUAAUCAUUUUUUUUAAAUGUACACUUUAAAGAAAUCAAACUAAGUGACUAAAACUGGGGAGAAUUAUAAAAUAAGGUUACUCUUUCAAAGCAUGGUUGUUCUUUCUUGCCUUUCUACUCUUAGGAUGACCCAUUGUUCAUUCUGGAGAUGACUCCAAAAGCCAGAUUUAUCUAAUUUUCCUAUGUUUAUGUAUGGAGAUGGAAUGACGCUGUUGGCCAUGACGCCAAGGAAUUGGGGAAUUUAACUGAAAAGUCUGAAGCUUUCGGGAAUAUAUUGCUCUUGAGCAAAGAGAAGGGCGUUGGUGGAAGCAUUGUAUUUGAAAGAAAUAAAAAUAUGCUGCCUCUUUAUGAAGUAAAAGAAGCCACUUGUUGAUUCUGGCAUUUUGGUGUAAAUCCUUAGUAUUUAUAUUGCUUUAGAACAAGGUACUUUCUAUCCAUAAAGCAUACAGAAAUGAAUUUUUCCAUAGAUUUUUUUUUCUUGCUAAAGAAAGAUUAUGGUCUUGUCUAAUAAAGCACAUAAUGUGAAUUUAUUUUAAUUAAUUAAAAAUAAAUAAAGAGGUUGAACUCAAUCUUUUUAUAGGACCCAGUAGUUUAUCCUAGUAUUGUUUUUACUUAAUUUGACUCGACUCUGAUGGCAUGAAUUUUGUUCCAGAAUUAUGCUGCUUUAGUUGUUUUCUUCUUGCUGUCAAUGUAAAUACAACGAAGGUAGAGAAACGAUGGAGCAGGUCUGGUUUUCAGGCGUAGGGAAGUUUGGUCGCUGUGGUGA
Messenger RNA from Equus quagga, 2496 nucleotides. It is a transcript of the gene FTCDNL1, whose product is annotated as formiminotransferase cyclodeaminase N-terminal like. The transcript has 6 exons. Gene Ontology annotation, molecular function: folic acid binding; transferase activity. The record is from RefSeq and is a predicted model, not a curated record. NCBI's taxonomy places the organism in Eukaryota, Metazoa, Chordata, Mammalia, Perissodactyla, Equidae. The coding region runs from base 250 to 1236 and encodes 328 amino acids.